This is a messenger RNA of Paralichthys olivaceus (Japanese flounder), 3214 nucleotides long. NCBI's taxonomy places the organism in Eukaryota, Metazoa, Chordata, Actinopteri, Pleuronectiformes, Paralichthyidae. The record is from RefSeq and is a predicted model, not a curated record.
GAAUGGAAUAGAAUCAGCACGAGAGGGAGAAAGAGGGAGGAGGACAGCACAAAUCAACCUGCCUCUUGACUUCAACAACAGAAUAGAGGAGCCGGCACCGACACAGAGAGACCGGGAAGUGCGCGUGUGCUGUGUGUGUUUAAAUAGUAUUUCUGGACGGAGGAAGAGGACACGGGAGGAACUGAGGGAGGAGGAGAGCAGCCUCACCGUGGAGAUAGAUAGCAGAAACAUGCUGUCAUGGGGAGAGAAGGGGAGGGAGUCGGCGGAGAGGAACAGGAUGAGACAAGGCAGGGUCGAGCAGAGCUGAAAUGUGGAGGUGGGCAGGGGACAAGACCAAAAGGGAAGCUGCAGGCGACGAAGAGUGCAGGCGAAUGGAUGCAAUGUUAGAGGGGCUUAUACUGACAGAGCCUUUUCUGCACAGAGGACAGAGAGUUUGGCUUCAGUGAUGAUCUCUACAUCCUCACGCCACAGGAAGGAGCAUCCCGCAUCCGGAUUCACAGCAAAACACACAUCUGCACAACUGGACGGAACCUUGCAACGAAAAACAGCCGAGAAUUGCCUUCAGUCGUUUACGUUUACGCUCAUUGCGACUACAAAGUGUGGCAGCUCACGGAGACGUCUAUGAGAGCCCAGGUGUAGAGACGGUUCAGCCAUCUGAAGUGGUGUGAAUGAGGACCGUGUUCGUUGCUUUCGCUCAGAGGGGUUUUCAUCUUCAUUCACACCAGCACCAUAGAGACCAGGACAGAAACGUAACUGGGAGGGCAGAAGGCUCUGGAACACAGUGGAGGGAAGGUUUGGUUUCCCUGGCACCAUGCAGUCAGAUGAUCUCUUCAUCCGCAAGUUUCGCCGUCAGAAUGUGCGGCCGCCGAUUGCCUCCGUCAGCUUUGACCCCAAACGGGAAGCAGGUGUAGUGGAGUGGCCGCCCAGGAGGGAUGGUGACGGAGUAGACGGUGACAGCCUCACUCCGAGCCGCGCGGGCCUGAAUCUGAGGGCAGUGGGCCGGGGCCACAUCAUGCAGAGAAGUAACAGCGAUGUAACCCUUGGGGACCUGGACUCCUCUGGUAAAGCAGGGGGGAAAGCAACAAGGGUGGUUGGUGAGAAGGUGGUUGUGGGGGCUCAGGGCGACUCAGGGCUACUGCUACAUAGGGAAUACGGCAGCCUGUCCUCACUGGAGAGACAGACUCAAGUCCAGGAGUUGAGCACAGAUGACCAGGGGCCCCUGAGUCCAAGUGCCCUUCGAUUCAAAGACCCUUUCCUGCUUUUAGGCCUGCAGGGCAACCCUCCAGAGCCUGAUGGCUUCUUUCGGGGUCUGUCUGUUUCCAUAGGGGACUCCCCAAAACCUGCAAAGCCACCAAAGCCUGAGGGUCUUGGUAAGAAGUCCAAACCAGGGCCCCUGCAGAUCCCUCAGCCCGGCCCUUAUGACAACCUCGGGGGUGGGGCCUGGGUGAGGAACUUUGCCCACUAUGAUGUUCAGAGCAUCUUGUUCGACCUCACUGAGGCGGCCACCAACAGAGACAGCAUUGGGCGGAAAAAGAACAUCACCUCAGGGGCUUCGGCCGCCUCCCAGCUGCGGCCCCUCUCCCAGGCCGCCCCCUCCUCACCUGCACAGGGCGGGGGAGGUAACGGGGGGAAUGCGGAAGACCCCGAGCAGUCGCUGCUGCUGGAUGAAGGGGAUGGCAAUGACAACGAGUUGCUGCUCAGCUGCCCCCACUUUCGCAACGAGACGGGGGGAGAAGAGCAGGUGGGUCUGGGUCAAUCCCAGGGCCGGCGGGGACUGUGGUUAAGCCUGCGGACCCCCAAUGAUGCAGUGUCUGUCCUGGAGGAGCCCAGAGAGAGUCACGUCCAGCAGCAGGGCAAGAGCAACUACUUUAUCGGACAUGCAGAUCUGGGAGCCCAUUACUAUCGCAAAUAUUUCUACAUGAAAGAACACCAGAAUUUCUUCGGCAUGGACGACCGCCUUGGUCCGGUGGCCAUCAGCUUCCGUCGAGAGGAGAAGGAGGGAUCCAGUGGAGCUCAGUACAAUUACAGGAUCAUCUUUCGCACCACAGAGAUGAAGACGCUGCGAGGUUCCAUCCUGGAGGAGUCUGUGCCCUCUGCUGCUCGUCACACGACCCCCAGGGGCCUGUCUCCCAAGAGGCUGCUGGAGUUCAUCAUGCCUGAGCUGAACCUGCACUGCCUCCGCUUGGCCUCAAACUCGCCCAAGGUCAGGGACACGCUGCUGAAGCUGGACGAACAGGGGCUGAAUUUCCAGAGAAAGGUCGGGGUGAUGUACUGUCGGGCUGGCCAGAGCUCAGAGGAAGACAUGUACAACAACGAGAGCUCCGGGCCGGCAUUUGAGGAGUUCCUGGAUCUGCUCGGGGAGCGGGUGCGGCUGAAGGGCUGGGAGAAAUACCGAGCGCAGCUGGACAACAAGACGGACUCAACUGGAACACACUCCCUCUACACACGCUACCAGGACUACGAGAUUAUGUUCCAUGUGUCCACUAUGUUGCCCUACACAGCCAACAACACACAACAGCAGUGUGGGCACGUGUACGACAACGCGGGGCUCAAGCCGGAACAUCACAUCAAUGAAAACCUCGGCGAGCUGAGAGACAACACGCCUGAUCUGAUCCUGGCCGUCAAACCCAAGGUUCCCCUGGAGGACGAACAGUUCAUGGGGGCUGAGUUUGGUGACGACAGGGCUUCAGCCAGCAACUCCUCUCUCUCAUCUUCCCGGUUGUCGUGUGUAGACCGAGCCGAGCGAAAUUCACGAGCCCUGAGUCUUCAUAACUCCAUCACCAAGAUUCUCUCAGAGACAACAGAUUCAACGGAAGAGGAGUGGCAGUCCAUCGCUAACCUAGCCACAGCCUGCCGCAGCAUCCUGGAGGCUUUGUCACGAGAGGACCGCAAAGCUGGAGACCCAUCACAAGCAGGAGCUGACCAGACUGAUGGCAAGCUGAGAGACUCAAAGGAGAGUGACUCUCCAGGCCACCUAGAGGAGAAGGUGUCCCAGCUGGAGGCCAUGCUGAAGAAGCUGCAGGAUGACCUGCAAAAGGAGAAGGAGGACAAGGCGGUGCUGCAGGCCGAGGUGCAGAGCCUCAGGCAGAACAAUCAGCGGCUGCAGGAGGAGUCGCAGAGCACGGUGGCCCGCCUCAUCAAAGUCACCGAGCUGCUGUGCAACGUCAACAAGCCCUGCUAGCUUGGCCGCCCCGCGCACAAACGCAUGAGCUGA